Molecule: messenger RNA, 3627 nt
Organism: Gorilla gorilla gorilla (western lowland gorilla)
Lineage: Eukaryota; Metazoa; Chordata; Mammalia; Primates; Hominidae
Gene: ZRANB2
Product: zinc finger RANBP2-type containing 2
Exons: 10
Coding region: 851-1843 (330 amino acids)
Biological process (GO): RNA processing
Molecular function (GO): RNA binding; lipopolysaccharide binding
Source: RefSeq, a predicted model, not a curated record
ACUUUCUCCCAGCAGAGUAUAAGAGGCAGCCUGUUUCUCACGCCCGAACCCCGUGGAAUGUUUCACUUUGACUAAGGUCUGCAAAAUGGCAGGGGGGCUUACAAAAAUGGUGCAGUUUGGACUAACAAUGUACAUAAAUUUUUAAAAAGCAAAAGAAUAAAUCCCAAAUAUGGGAAAGUGUUAUCUGUGGAAGAAAGUAAUGGGAUGGUAUCAGAAAAAGACACUAGUAAUUUAAACAGUGUUGACAAUGUCUCAGUUUUAAAAUUACCAUCUGGUUCCCAUGUGUAAGUUGCUUACUUAUCUGUUACACCUAUUUAUGUAUAUAUAAAAAUAGGUUUCUAAACGACAUCCCAUGUGUAUGAAAUAACAGAAUUUUUAUGCCUUAUUAAAAUAAUUUCUCUAAACACUUGAAGAGCCCGAGCCGCCUCUUACCCUAAACGAACCCCACGCCCCUGAAUUGAUCAGUCACUUCCGCCUCCACCUUUCCAGCUCCACCUAAGGAAGCGGAAGUACUUUACUCUUGGGUCCUCCCACCUGUAUGGGGCUCUCCGAGGCUUCUAGUGCCACGAAGGCCUCCUGCCUGGGUUGUCCUUAUGGCGCCUGUGAGCUUAGUUCUAGAAAAGAUAUUUGUAUUUUAACUUUUCCAUCUAACAAACAGUAGCACAGGCAUCUUAGUCUGGACAACAACGUACAAGCUGAAUUCCUGGCCAGUUCCCUCAUUAUCAAACCCUGACGCAGUAGUAGGCGCGAGUCAGGCAGUGUGGGGACAGCCCCGAGUUGCCGAAAGUCCCCGGCCCGCUUUCCUCCUCUGAAGACAUAGCUGCGGGUGGCUGUGGUGGUGGCGUUCAAGAUGUCGACCAAGAAUUUCCGAGUCAGUGACGGGGACUGGAUUUGCCCUGACAAAAAAUGUGGAAAUGUAAACUUUGCUAGAAGAACCAGCUGUAAUCGAUGUGGUCGGGAGAAAACAACUGAGGCCAAGAUGAUGAAAGCUGGGGGCACUGAAAUAGGAAAGACACUUGCAGAAAAGAGCCGAGGCCUAUUUAGUGCUAAUGACUGGCAAUGUAAAACUUGCAGCAAUGUGAAUUGGGCCAGAAGAUCAGAGUGUAAUAUGUGUAAUACUCCAAAGUAUGCUAAAUUAGAAGAAAGAACAGGAUAUGGUGGUGGUUUUAAUGAAAGAGAAAAUGUUGAAUAUAUAGAAAGAGAAGAAUCUGAUGGUGAAUAUGAUGAGUUUGGACGUAAAAAGAAAAAAUACAGAGGGAAAGCAGUUGGUCCUGCAUCUAUAUUAAAGGAAGUUGAAGAUAAAGAAUCAGAGGGAGAAGAAGAGGAUGAGGAUGAAGAUCUUUCUAAAUAUAAGUUAGAUGAGGAUGAGGAUGAAGAUGACGCUGAUCUCUCAAAAUAUAAUCUUGAUGCCAGUGAAGAAGAAGAUAGUAAUAAAAAGAAAUCUAAUAGACGAAGUCGCUCAAAGUCUCGAUCUUCACAUUCACGAUCUUCAUCACGCUCAUCCUCCCCCUCAAGUUCAAGGUCUAGGUCCAGGUCCCGUUCAAGAAGUUCUUCCAGUUCGCAGUCAAGAUCUCGUUCCAGUUCCAGAGAACGUUCGAGAUCUCGUGGGUCGAAAUCAAGAUCCAGCUCCAGGUCCCACAGGGGCUCUUCUUCCCCACGAAAAAGAUCUUAUUCAAGUUCAUCAUCUUCUCCUGAGAGGAACAGAAAGAGAAGUCGUUCUAGAUCUUCUUCAUCUGGUGAUCGCAAAAAAAGACGAACAAGAUCACGGUCACCCGAAAGACGCCACAGGUCAUCUUCUGGAUCAUCCCAUUCUGGUUCCCGUUCAAGUUCAAAAAAGAAAUAAUGUAUUAAAAUUUACAUCUUAAAAAAAUCCAGUACAGUGCAUGAAGCAUAUUUUUAAAGAAGUUGGUGUCUUACUUGGUCAGAAGUGCUAAAUCUGCUAGUAGAGGUGCAUGCCUUUCAUUGCUUUUCAAAACAAUACAGCUGUGUUUAUUUGUGAAGUUAAAAGUAAAUAGCAUUUUAAGCCAUAAUGUCCCAAAAUAGAUGCUCUGUCAUUCAUUAUUUAUAACCAUUUGCUUCAUUUAAAACCAUUUCAGCUAUAACAAAGUACUUUGCUUCCUAAUUUAAACCCAUUUUUGUCAUUUCCAAAUACAUCCUGUCCAUUGGCUAAGACAGGAUUACCUAGGCUUGCCUGAACUUUGGGCAUGGAGGCAAGACUGGAAACUAGUUGGAAACAACAUACUUAUGGAGAAGAAAGUCAGCCUUUUUAUGCUGUUAACAGAUGUCAGAGUGAUUCUCACCAAAAAAAGUUAAACUAUGUUGUAAGCAGCCAACUGUAAAUGUCUAUUUUGAAAUUCCCUAUGCUAAGGGUGCCUUAGAAUCAUUGUGUCUCUUUUAUCCAGCUUUACUUUUUUGCUCCACAUUUAAUGCAAAAGAAUCUUGUGAUGUCUACAAGGAGAGAAGUGGGAUAUAUUUUCCUUUCUGACACAUAAUUUGGGGCAAAAAAGAAAGUCUUAAGAGUUUAUCUCUUCUCUGCUGAUAUGGUUGCUUGAUAAAGACAUCUCAAAAUGUUUACCAAUGUUUUAAGAAGCUUUGUGUGAUAUUCUUCCAAAUCUAGUUACCAAAUAUAAUAUGGUAGAAAAGGCUAAAUCAUACUUAAUGAGCAAAUUGAAGUAAGCUUUUAAAGUAUAUUUCUCUUUUGGUGAAAGGCCAAUGGAGACAUUGUGAAUUUAAGUGAACAUUUGCCUCAAGAUGUUAACUAUAAACACACUGCAUACAAUUUUCUUCUGAAUAACAAAUGAAUGCUUAUCGCUGCAUGAUGUAAGCAAAAGUCAUUAUUUUUCCUAUUCAUUUGAAAUAAGUUAUGGCUUAAAAUGCUUUUGGAGUUUAUUUCUCAAAAUUAAAAUCUGGUCACAUGAGCUUUAGUUUGUUUUCUGGUUUAAAAAAUAAAAAGGUUUCUCUUAACAGUAUUUCCAGUGACAAUGCAAGGUAAGUAUAUCAAAGGAAAUCAACAGUUGUGCUUGGGGGCUUUUUGUUAUGGGAUAUUGAUUUCUUGUUUUUUUUUCCGUAACAUUGUCUGCUGCAAUUUAAAUAAAAAUUAUGACAUUUUAAGAUAUUUCAUAGACAAACCAAACAAAAAUACAUGUUUUUACUUUAAAGUGAAUGUUUUUCUCUUCAGCUGAUCUAAAAAUGAAAGCAAAAUAUCUUAUGUAGAAAUAUUUUGAUAAUAUUUUUACAGUGAGCUUUCCCAUGUUUUUAUGUCUUAAGUUUCUUUGCUGCGUUUAUGUAGGUUGCACAAGAACUUUUACUCACUUGUAAUUGUGCCUCAGACUUUUUGAAAGUCUACCUUCUAAAUUGCCCAGAUGAUCUAGAUUCUACAUGUUACCAUUGGUUUAUUCUUGUGCUUUCUGUAUUUAAAACUUUGGCUGUACUAAGCAAAUGCAAGGUUAUAAUUUAGCUAAUAGUAGUUUACAGACAAUUCUGAUGAUUAUGAUUUCAUUUGGUUUAACUAAGCUGUACUAGUUCAUUUCAUAAGGAAAUGAUACUGUAGACAAAUGUAAAUAAAGCCUGUGAGUCAAGCAUCAAGUGGUGUUUGUUAGAAAUAAACUAGAGAUUUUUAAACUCUGA